UCUUUCUCUUCCAUCCUCUUCAAAAUUUUGCUAAUAAAUACCCAUGAACAUCUCAGCACUCUUCAUCUGGAAAAGCUUCAAUACUUUCUCUCUUUCUUCUCAUCGGCACUAAUUUCGCUGAUUUAAGUUCCUGUGUAUUAAAAAUGGCAAAGAAUGUGGCUCUUGAGAGAGCUAGCUUGGCUUCACUGGACCAAAAGCUGGCCAUGGCAAAGAAGUAUUCUCAUGAGGGCGUUAUUGCUGGAGCCAAGGCAGCAGUUGUUGCUAGCAUUGCCGCUGCCAUUCCAACACUGGCUAGUGUGAGGAUGCUGCCUUGGGCCAGAGCCAAUCUGAAUCCCACUGCUCAAGCCCUCAUAAUCUCCACAGCAGCUGGAGCUGCGUAUUUCAUUGUUGCCGAUAAGACUGUUUUGGCCACGGCAAGAAAGAACUCUUUCAAGCAUAUCUCUAGCAUUGAGGCAUGAAUUUGAAUUGCUAAGACAGAUUCAAAAUUUGGCUUCCACUUGAAAAUCAGGGUCUUUAGAAAGACAUUAAUUUCGAAUGUAAUCCAUCAUCUCAUAAAUAAAUAAAGAUUGGUUUUUCGU
This is a messenger RNA of Rubroshorea leprosula, 578 nucleotides long. Lineage: Eukaryota; Viridiplantae; Streptophyta; Magnoliopsida; Malvales; Dipterocarpaceae. The record is from the annotation of a GenBank genome assembly.